Messenger RNA from Helianthus annuus (common sunflower), 1457 nucleotides. RefSeq names its product trihelix transcription factor ASIL2-like. Bases 230 to 1258 code for a protein of 342 amino acids. The transcript has 3 exons. Gene Ontology annotation, cellular component: nucleus. The record is from RefSeq and is a predicted model, not a curated record. Gene Ontology annotation, molecular function: transcription cis-regulatory region binding. Lineage: Eukaryota; Viridiplantae; Streptophyta; Magnoliopsida; Asterales; Asteraceae.
CAAAAGGUCAAAACCAACAUCAAAUCAUGGCACUUCAAACACACCCCACGGACGUUAAUCCCCAAUUCAACUUCAAAACCCUAACAAAGCUUCCAUUCACUUCUCAUCAAAUCUCACAAAAUUCCUUCACAAAAUCUACAAUUUCGAACGAUUUACGCAAAUUCAGGCUCCCCUACAUAAUAUCCCCUCGAAUCCCCAAUUGUGAUCCAUAAAAGAGAUACAAUACGUAAUGGAUUACAAUCAAUCCGUUCGAAAUAGACGUCCUGCACGUAACAACAAUAAUUAUCAUAAUAGCAACACGUACAACGAGUAUGAAAACGAUGAAUAUGAAGAAGAAAACGAAGGUAUGAAUAUGAACCCAAGGUACGGUUAUCAAGAACCUGACGAUGAAGAAGACGAAGAAGAUGAUGAUAAUAACAAUGAGUAUCAACAUGGAUAUUAUAGGGUUUCCGGUACAGGAAUUGAUGUAGGCGAAUCAUCAAGACGUCACCAAAAGAAGCGUCGGUUAGAUAACAUAGUGUCGAGUUACGAAUACGCUAACGCCCCUCGUGUUUCGGAGAGAUCAUCGGGUGACGAGUGGAGCGAGAACGCGACGUACGUGUUGUUAGAGGUUUGGGGCGAUCGGUUUUUACAGUUGGGGCGAAAGAGUUUGCGCGGGGAUGAUUGGGUCGAGGUCGCGGAGAAGGUGUCGGAGAUGUGUAAGAUGGAGAUUGACGAGGCGCAGUGUCGGAAUCGGUUAGAAGCGUUGAAGAAGAAGUACAAGAAAGAAAAGGCGAAAAUGGAGGAUAUGGGGAUGCUUGGAAGAGAAGGGUAUAAUGGUAAAUGGGGAUUUUUUAAAAAGAUGGAUAUGUUGUUGGCACCGAAGAAGCAACAUAGUGGGUUACCGUGUGGGGUUGAUUCGGGGGAGUACGUGUUUAUGAAUACGAAGGCUUAUUUAAACAAUUCAAACGCGUUGGAUGAGAUGCGGGAUAGCCCGUGUGAAUCGGAGUCUGAUGACGAUGAUGAUCACGAUGACGGGAAGGAUGAGGAAGGGUUUCGGUUGUUGGCGGAAUCGGUUCAGAAUUUUGGGGAGAUUUACGAGAAGAUUGAGGGGAGAAAACGGCAACAGAUGUUGGAGUUGGAGAAGAUGAGGAUGGAUUUUCAGAGGGAACUGGAGCUUCAGAAAAAGCAGAUUCUUGAACGGGCGCAAGCGGAGAUUGCGAAGAUUCGAGAAGGAGAUGAUGAAGAUGGUAAUUCGGUUGAGAAUCUUAGUGGAUAAGAAGUAGUGGCUUAGCAUCAAGGAAUGAUGACCGAAGCGAUAGCGCUGCAGGACCAGAUAACAUUUGAAGUCUGUCUUUCUUCCUUCUUUCUCCCAGUUAACAUAUUUUCUUGUUUGUAAUUUGACUUGAUGCUUUUAUGUAUUUAAGUAAAGUUUAAUAAAGAUAUCUGCAUUUAUAAACAACCUUGAAAUUCAUUUA